GGAUUCCACGUUCCGGGGCAAUUUUUGUGUGUGGACGUGGGUGGCGCCGGGUCAAAAGUUGAAGGACAGAACCCGGGGGGGGGGGCUCAGAUGCAGGUUGUGUGGCCCGAGGGGGACGCCGCCUCAGAUGCAGGCUGUGUGGCCCGAGUGGAGCAAGAAGACAACAGCGGUGAUGGCGGUUUGGAGGGAGGAGAGGCCGCGGUAGACAAUGACGACGAGGGGGGGGCAGAAGUGGGGAGGGUUGGACGAUCACGUCCACAGUCAGGGAGUGCGGUGGAGGAUAUUGGGGGAAGGGGUGCCGUUGUGCGAGGCGCAUGUGGUAGGGAAGUAGGCCCUUCUCAUGCCAAUGCACCUCAAGCACACCUUGACACAAGGGGACACGCGAAGCAGACUUCCAUCGCCAGGUGGGCAAAAAACCCGCGACAGAAGGAGAUUGAUGAGACCUGCAUUGAGUUUUUUGUUGAGAACGCGAUCCCCUUCAACGUCGCGAAGAGCAAGUCUUACAACAAAUUUGUGAACGCGUGUUUCGGGCCACAGCCUGUUGGCAAGCAUCCGCUGGUCCCCACUGGCUACAACCCUCUGAGGUGUGUUCUUCAGGAUGGCUUGCAGCGGAGGUUGCACGAUGAUGAGCGUGCCAUCAGGGAUGAUUGGGAGGUCACGGGCUGCACGUUCAUCACGGAUGGCACGACAGACAUUUGUGGCCGGUCGUUGGCCAAUUACAUCCUCACAGGGCGGUCAAAGCCAUUGUUCAUCAAGUGCGAGGAUGUCAGCGACCAGGAAAAGGGAGCUACUUCAAUUGUUCGGGGAUGGAAGAAUUUCUUUAGGGAGAUCGGGGUGGAUAAGAUCACCGCCAUCUGCAUGGACUCGUUCUCUGGCAACAAGAGUGCAGCCACCAUGCUGAGGGAGGAUCCGGAAUUCCAACAGAUUUACUGGAUCUCGUGCACUGCUCAUUGCAUGGACCUCUUCAUGCAGGAUGUGGGCAGCAAGUCGUGGGCCGCAGACAUCAUAAAGAACGCGAAUAAGGUGGUGAAGUUCUUCAGGAACCACAGGUGGCCACGAUCUGCACUGAGGACGGAGUUGACCGCACAAAAGGGCGUCAAGGGCAUUUUGGGCUCACGUGAAGAAGCUGCAUUCCCUGUUGCAGGGACCGACAACGUGCUGAGGAUGGUAGACAAGGACAUUCACUACUUGUCCCGGGUGUACGAUGUCGUUGUGGACCUCAAAAACUGCAUUGCGGAGGCCACACUCACAUGUGCUGAGCGGGCCAGCAUCCUGUAUGAUGUGGGGAAGAGGACGAACAUGCUUUUGAGCCUGGUUCAUGUUGUGGCCCGACUGCUGGAUCCUCGAUUGAGGGACAUCGCCGUCUUCAGCAACGUGCAGUUGAUGGCGCAAUUCGACAACGUGGUGGGCCGCCUUGUGCGGGGAGUCGGGAGUUCGACGACUGCAAAGACCAGUUAGAGGAACUGGAGCACGUGGUCCCUUGUGCAGACGAAGACGAGGAACCAGUUGAAGCACAAGCGUACAGAGAAGCUUGUGUACUCGCACUGGAACCUCCAGCUGAAGAGCAGGGGGGAGGACGUGCCGAUAAUAAGAGGAGGGUGGUUGGGCCUGGAGCGUGAAUGGUUGGACGAGAAUCUGGAAGGUGAGGCAGCUGGUAUGCUUGACGCGGCAGACGAUGAUGCAGUCGUGCAUCAAGCUAGCGGAUCUGAGAGGGGCAGCACCAACAUCGUUGCUGCUCGUCGUGCAUCUGAGAAGAGAACACAAGGACAAGAUGUCUUUGACGAGGUAGACGAGGAGGGCGACGAGGAAGAGGAGGAGGACGACGAGGAGGAAGAGGACGGGGGAGACGAGUUCCCUCGCGAGGAGUGGAAUAAUGACCGAUCUGACUCAAACAGGUCAUGGACACGGCGGGAGGACAUUAAUCCCUAUGUUCGCGGCACACGUUGCAGUGAUCGAAUAGCAUCGCUGAAUGCUCGGGGGCAGCGCCGACACGAGCAGCACGAGGAGCAUCAGGAAGAGGAGCAGCAGGAAGAACAGCAGCAGGAAGAGGAGCAGCGGCAGGAGGAGCAGCCCGAUGACGAGCAGGACGAGGAGGAACGGGAGGAGCAGCAGCAGCAGGAGGAGCAGCCCGAUGACGAGCAGGAUGAGGAGGAACGGGAGGAGCAGCAGCAGCAGCAAGAGGAGCAGCACGAGGAGCAGCGGGAAGAGGAGCAGCAACGCGAGGACAAGCAAGACCAGCAGGGGCCGCGACAGGGGCCGCGUGCAUUCUAUGGUCCAAGCAGACCACCGCAACUGCUUGGUUGCCUGGGGGCGAAUGUUGGUGGCAUGUGGGAUCCUCUGAGUUAUCGACCUCCACGUGGGGGUAGAGGAGGUCGACGAUGUGCACAAUCUACCCGAGGGAGACCCAGAGGGCGUCCUCCUUCAAGUUCCUCGAGAGGAAGAGGGCGUCCUUCUUCAGGAUCCUCCAUGGGCAGGGGGCGACCAUGUUCUGCCCCUGAACAUCAAAAGAAGAGGGCUGACGAGGAGGUCGGGGAGGAGGAGGAGGAGGAGGAAUCAGACGACGAUCAGCCACUGCACAGAACAAAAAAACGGAGGAUGAUGUCGAGUGAAGGGGAAGGGCCCACACACCGGACCUUGGAGGACCAUCUUGAGCAUCUUCGCCGCGCGUUGGAGACGAUCCGUCGCACCAAGUACGAGGCCAACCGCGACAAGUGUGAAUUCGCACGACAAAAGUUGGAGUACUUGGGUCUUUUUGUCACACCAGAGGGCAUCAGUCCGUUAUCGAACAAGAUCCAAGUCGUCCAAGAGUGGCUGGAACCAAGGAACGUCACGCAUGUCCGUUCGUUUCUUGGGCUUGCCAGCUACUAUCGACGCUUUAUCGACAACUAUGCGAAGAUCUCGGCCAGUUUGACCAAGCUUCAAUGCGAGGAUCGACCGUUCGACUUCGACGACAAUGUGCGGGCUUCCUUUUUGACCCUCAAAGUCGCUUUGCUAUUUGUGGAGGUCUUGUGCAUCUAUGACCUGCUUUUGCUGAUACGUGUCACUACAGAUGCGUCCGACUAUGGCAUUGGUGUCGUCCUUGAGCAACACGACGUCGAGGAUUGGCACCCCGUCGAAUAUUUUAGCAAGAAAGUGGCGGUAGUGCACUUGAUUGACGACUCACGAAAGGAGUUGUUAGCCUUCGUACACUCGCUUAAACGGUGGCGGUAUUUUAUUCUCGGUUGAAGUCAAUUCCGAUGGGUAACAGAUAACAAUCCGUUGGUCUUUUACAAGACCCAAGACAUAGU
This is a messenger RNA of Chara braunii, 3287 nucleotides long. NCBI's taxonomy places the organism in Eukaryota, Viridiplantae, Streptophyta, Charophyceae, Charales, Characeae. The record is from the annotation of a GenBank genome assembly.